Messenger RNA from Parnassius apollo (apollo), 3066 nucleotides. Lineage: Eukaryota; Metazoa; Arthropoda; Insecta; Lepidoptera; Papilionidae. The record is from the annotation of a GenBank genome assembly.
AUGCCGGGCGGCCGUCGGGGGCUCGUGGCCCCGCAGAACACCUUCCUCGAGAACAUCAUCCGCCGCUCCUCAUCGCAGCCAGACAGCAGCUUCCUGCUGGCCAAUGCACAGAUCGUGGACUACCCCAUCGUGUACUGCAACGAAACCUUCUGCAAGAUGAGCGGCUACAACCGCGCCGAGGUCAUGCAGAAGUCAUGCAGGUGCACGUGGAUGUACGGCGAGCUGACAGAGAAGGAGGCGGUGGAGCGCGUGGACCGCGCACUGGACCACCACCUCGCCGACCAGUUCGAGAUCCUGCUCUACAAGAAAAACCGCACGCCGCUGUGGCUGCUGGUGCACGUGGCGCCCAUCCGCAACGAGCGCGAGCUGGUGGUGCUGUUCCUGCUCACGUUCCGCGACAUCACCGCGCUCAAACAACCCAUCGAUGCCGACGACCCCAAGGGAGGUCUGUCGAAGUUCGCAAAGCUGGCCCGCAGCGUGACGCGGUCGCGCUCGGUGCUGGUGUCGGCGCUGCCGGCGCUAAAGGAGCCGCAGCGGCAGAGCCAGCUCGCGCAUGUGCUGUCGCUGUCGGGCGACGUGCUGCCGCAGUACCGCCAGGAGGCGCCCAAGACGCCGCCGCACAUCCUGCUCCACUACUGCGCCUUCAAAGCCAUCUGGGACUGGAUCAUCCUCUGCCUUACCUUCUACACCGCCAUCAUGGUGCCCUACAACGUCGCCUUCAAGAACAAGACGAGCGAGGACGUGUCGCUACUCGUCAUCGAUUCCAUCGUGGACGUAGUCUUCUUCAUUGACAUCGUGCUCAACUUUCACACGACAUUUGUGGGACCGGGUGGAGAGGUGGUCAGCGAUCCGAAGGUCAUAAGAAAGAACUACUUCAAGUCUUGGUUCCUCAUCGACCUGCUGUCUUGUCUUCCAUAUGACGUGUUCAACGCCUUCGACCACGAUGAGGAUGGAAUCGGCAGCCUGUUCAGUGCGCUGAAAGUGGUGCGGCUGCUGCGUCUGGGCCGCGUGGUGCGCAAGCUGGACCGCUACCUGGAGUACGGCGCCGCCAUGCUCAUCCUGCUGCUGUGCUUCUACAUGCUGGUGGCGCACUGGCUGGCCUGCGUGUGGUACAGCAUCGGUCGCUCCGACGCCGACUCUGGCCUGCAGUACUCGUGGCUGUGGAAACUCGCCAACGUCACCCAGAGCCCCUAUUCGUACGUGUGGUCCAACGAGUCGGACGGACCCGAACUCGUGAACGGUCCCUCACGCAAGACCAUGUACGUCACCGCGCUCUACUUCACCAUGACCUGCAUGACUUCCGUGGGCUUCGGCAACGUCGCCGCCGAGACCGAUAACGAGAAGAUCUUCACCAUCUGCAUGAUGAUUGUGGCAGCGCUGCUGUACGCGACGAUAUUCGGGCACGUGACCACCAUCAUCCAGCAGAUGACUUCCGCCACCGCCAAGUACCACGACAUGCUAAACAACGUGCGCGAGUUCAUGAAGUUGCACGAGGUGCCCAAAGCACUGAGCGAGCGCGUCAUGGACUACGUCGUCUCCACCUGGGCCAUGACCAAGGGUCUCGACACGGAUAAGGUACUGAACUACUGUCCGAAGGAUAUGAAGGCGGACAUCUGCGUCCACCUGAAUCGCAAGGUGUUUAACGAGCACCCGGCGUUCCGGCUGGCGUCGGACGGCUGCCUGCGCGCCCUCGCCAUGCACUUCCACAUGUCGCACUCGGCGCCUGGUGACCUACUCUACCACACCGGCGAGUCCAUCGACUCGCUCUGCUUUAUCGUCACCGGCUCACUCGAGGUCAUUCAGGACGAUGAGGUUGUCGCCAUACUCGGCAAAGGCGACGUGUUCGGGGACUCGUUCUGGAAGGACACGGCAGUGGGGCAGUCGGCGGCCAACGUGCGCGCGCUCACGUACUGCGACCUGCACACCAUCAAGCGCGACCGCCUGCUCGAGGUGCUCGACUUCUACCAGGCCUUCGCCAACAGCUUCGCGAGGAACCUCACCCUCACGUACAAUUUACGACAUCGCCUCAUAUUUCGUAAGGUGGCGGACGUGCGUCGCGAGCGCGAGCUGAUGGAGCGGCGCAAGCGCGAGCCGCAGCUCGAGCAGGCGCAGGACCACCUCGUGCGCAAGAUCUUCUCACGCUUCCGUCGCGAGCGCAGCGUGGCCGCGGCUCCAGGGCCGGCGCCGGCGCGUACUCAGACCACCCCCGCCGCCCCCGCCGCCCCCGCGACUGAUGCGGAGCGCGGGGAGGCGGGCUCAUCUGUGGCUGCCCCCGCCCCCACUCCUAUCCCCGCCCCCGCCGCAACCCCUGCAGCUGGCGAGGGCAAGGCGGCGGUGCGCGGCAAGUGGGGGCGGCUGCUGGCGGGUGGCUCGCUCGAUAUCGCGGCGGAAGCGCCGCGCGCCGCCUUCACGCGCAGCCUGAGCACGCGCGACCGCCCGCCCUCCACUGAGAGCCUCACCCAGUCUUCCGCGAUAAACUCGAAUUCACUUACAUUAAAGGCUGCAUUCACGCGGGGACGCGCCGCAAGCGUCCUGAGCGCUGCAAUCGCACGGCGUGACGCCAUCGACGAGGAGUCGGACGAGAAACGGCUGACGCAGGGGGUGGCUUCCUCCCCCUCCUCCACCCCCGCGCCCGUCGUCACUCCCACCACCGCCCCCGCAUCAGCACUCUCCCCGCACGAUGCCGCGCUUGCCGAGCUACGCCGCGACGUGCGCAACGAGGUGCAGAGACUACAGCAAAAGCUAGGACGCGUUGAGGAGCUGCUGACUCUGCUGGCGGCACGGUUGGGUGCGGACCCGAGCGCGCCUGACGCGGCUGCCGCGCCGCCACCUGCCAUCGCGCCCACCCCCGUGCCCACCGCAGUGCCCGCCCCCGCACCCACCCUUGCGCCUGCAGCCGCGCCUGUCUCCGCUCCCACCUCAGCCUCCACUUCCGCCUCUACAGACGCCGCCGCCACCGCACGGAAACGACGCUCCAAGGCGCGAAGUAAAGGUGCAGCGCCGCAAGUGCCGACGCCGACGUCGCCCGGCGAGGCUUCGAGUGGGCCGGGAGGGGGCCCACUGUAG